UGGAAGUGUACCUUGAAUGCCCAAUAUGCCAGGCCCAAAUCUAUCCAGGUCAGCAGUAUUGUAAUCUACACGCAUACCAAUCCUUUGAGAAAGAUUCCAGAAGCCUAAUCUCGCGCUCUCUUCGUGAUUGGAGGAAAUAAAACCAAGCUUGCUUUGGAUUCUAAGUGUUCGAUUACAUGAGGUAAAGCUGAAGACAGUAUGCUCAGCUGUGAGAACACUAUUGGUGAAGUAAUUUUGAUUAAUGGUUACUCAAAGGUCUACUCACUUGUUGAUUCUUGGCAAUACCACUAAUCAGGUUCAUCAUCCAAAAUUGUAUUUUUCUAAAUUUAAAGGCUUGCUCCUUCCUGAAAUAGAAGAUAUUACCUUUCACAAAGACAAUAGAAAACAGAAGAAGGACAUCACUGAAUAUUUUGCUCCUUUAAAACAUCAGUUGCAUAAAGCCCAGAUUUAUCCAGGGAGUUCUAAGGAUGACAGACUGGGCUGGUUAUUUCCCAUUAUCACUAGAAUAUCUGUCAAAAUGAACAGGCUUGAUUUAUGGAAAUUUUCAAUGACACAGAAUCAAUUUUUUAGAAUCGUGCUAGCACUAGGAAGGGUCAAGAGACAAAUAUUUUGAGAUUGUAAAAUCAUAGGGAAGAGCAAGUCUUCUUUCAAGGUCCCAAUUUUUUAUAUCAGCAAAAGAAAGACUCUAACCAAGGAAAUUCUGAUAGUUAGAUUUAGCUUCCAAGGUAAUCCUAAUUAUACAAAAACUGAAUGAAUACAUUAGCUGUGGCAUUUUAAUUUAUUUAAUUUUCUAAGCUUUACUAAAACCCAUUCUAAAGGAAGUCAUUGAAUUAAAAAAUGUGUGAAUCCAAGUUAUCACCAGACCACAAUGAAAGUUCCUAAAUGAGGCUAUUAUAGAAUUUACAGCAUAGUAUCUAUAGUUUAUCUUAUUCGGUAUGAAAAUAUAGCAUUGUCCUUUUGGAUUUUUGUGAAAUGCUUGGAUCAUACACCAUCCUCUUUUUGAGAAGCUCUUCCCAGAGAAUCAUAGAAUCGCUUUUUGGAUUUUUGCAAAAUCUAGAUACCUUUGGAUAUAGUCAGAGUCAAGGGCAACGCUCGAAUCCGAGCUUAAGGAUGUUUUAUUGAAAAUUUCACAUAUUUUUUUAAUAAUAUUGAUCUAAGUGCAAAAUUUAAAAUGGGGUUUUAUCAUGCUACAAAGUCGAUAUAGUUGAUGAGGACAAUUUUAU
Messenger RNA from Moneuplotes crassus, 1223 nucleotides. The record is from the annotation of a GenBank genome assembly. Lineage: Eukaryota; Ciliophora; Spirotrichea; Euplotida; Euplotidae.